UUUCUGUCAUUCAUGUGCAAAAGUCUGUGGGUGUAAAAUUUUAAAAGGAUCUUUGAUUAUUUUUGACAUCCGUAGGAUUUCCUUCAAUUUCCUUCACAGUUCACACAUCACAAAUAGUAAACUGUGAUAAAUUACUACCUGGAAAAAGGAAAGCCUGCGCCUAUUUAUUGAAAAUGGAUGGCAUGGAAUCAGAAUAUCAACCGAAACCAAGUCCUAUUAGGGCUUUUCAAGUUCUCCACGCAAGUUCCACAGAGGCAGAAGAUGCAAACACAAGCCUCUCUGAAUACCAUGACUACGAACCGAGGUUGGAGUUCGACGACUCUGAAUUAAUGGCUCCUUCUGCCUAUCUUCAUUUUCCGGCUGAUGCUGAAGAAGCUUUUAAACGAUCAGUCAGUGAUGGCACUAUUGAAGAGAACUUUGAGGAUGCACUUGCUGGAGCUCCAGAAGUGUAUGCUGAGAUCGCUGAUUCGUCGCUGGAUUACGACUGUUUCGCCGAACUUGCAGAGACGGGCUUUGUCGAAGUUGUGGGCGAUGAUCAAGUUGGCCGUCGCAUAAUCAUAAUAUCGGCUUGUCAUAUGCCCUCUAGUAAAGAUGUGCAUCCGGAUAGAUUGUUGAGAUACCUAACAUUUACUCUUGAUAAAUAUGUAGAGCAAGACUACAGUGUUGUCUAUUUACACUAUGGGCUAACGAGCAAAAACAAACCUUCUCUGUCGUGGCUGUGGAAAGCUUAUAAAGCUUUUGACAGGAAAUAUAAAAAGAAUCUUAAGGCACUUUACUUGGUGCACCCAACUAACUUGAUUCGGAUUGUAUGGCAGAUGCUCAGGCCAGCCAUAAGUGUAAAGUUCGGAAAGAAAGUAAUGUACGUUAAUUACUUACACGAACUACAGCAGCAUUUGGAUCUUGAUAAACUGUGCAUUCCUGGUGAAGUUCUAGAGUACGACAAAUUGCUGUUGUCUAAAAACCCGAAAGCUGCUCAAUUAGCCAAAAAGAUGGCGGCACUAUCAGUCACCCCGCCGGAGGAUAACGAUGACAAGAAUGUUGCGACGCCGCCGGAGAGUCUUUCGCCGCCGGCCACACAACAGUUUGGUGUCUCGCUGCAAUUCAUCAAAGCGAACAAUGUCAACAUGAUCGACUCUGUGCCGCCUGUGGUCAGGCUGUGUGUCGAUUACCUGUCACAGCCUGAAGCAUUGGAAACUGAGGGGAUAUUCCGGAGGUCUGCCAACAUUACGGUGAUCAAGGAGUUGCAGCGCGCUUGCAACAGAGGCGAGCCGAUAUCGUUCAGGAACGACCCGCACAAUGCCGCCGUGCUCAUGAAGACCUUCCUCAGGGACUUGGAGGAACCCCUGCUGACCUUCGAACUGUUCGAAGACAUAUUAAAGUUUCAGAGCUGGCCGCACUCUGAUAAGUUUCAAAAGGUCAAGUUACUUAUCUUAGAGAGAUUGCCACUUGACAAUUAUAAAUUGCUGAAAUACAUCUUUAAAUUCCUUCACAAGGUUCAAGACAGGAGUUGCAUCAAUAAAAUGACAGUAAGCAAUUUGGCUGUGGUCUUCGGACCAAACCUGGCCUGGCCCGCAGUGGGUCAAAUGACACUGCAAAUGAUAUCUCCAAUCAACGCUUUUACAGAUUUCAUUCUUGAAAAUCAGAAGACCAUUUUUUUCUUGUAAACAUUCCAUCAAGAAUCAACAUAAUAUGAUUCUAGCAAAAAUACAAAUAUUAUAAAACGGGGAUAGCUAACAUGUGGCGAUAUUUUCCUGAUAUUUCCAGUUUCAUUCAUACGUAAUAGCACAGAAUAAAGAUGAUCCAGAAUGAGUCUUUACAAGCAGCGUAGUAAAGCCGGUGAAACCGGUGCUUGACAUCCGCAUAUACAAACUUUUCAUAAUCUGUAUUUCAAAAUUUAACAUUAACAACAAAUACGUAAAUUACGAGUAAUGUAAUAAUCAAUAAUUACCAAUAAAAAAAACCCUUGCAUAUUUCUAUAGUUUUUUUAGUGAAAAAGUUUUAAAAUAUUUAAAAACAUAAGACGCCAUUUUUCUUGAAAGAUAUUGAAAAUUACUGAUGCGACGCUUCGUGUCGUACUGUAUUCGUUUUUGAAUUUUGUAUUUGGAGCGGCUACGACACCGUCGUGUUCCGUGCGCUCUAUCCACCUAUUAUUCUUUAAUCUGUGCGUAAUAGUAACUCAAUGCCCACUGUCAGAUACUUUCUAACUUUCUAUAACGGCUUAUAGUUGAAUAUUUUAUUCUUACUUUAUUUUACCGAUCUGCUCUGUGUCUAUCAAGUAUCUAUCUAUCAAGUAGUGUAGUUUUUUUUAAUUUGGCGUGCGAUUUCAGUCUCUACUUUCAUUAGACAAACUACAUAUUAUUAUAAUAUCAUAGACUAUUCUAUAUUGACCAUAGUUACAUUAUUGCCAUAAGGUUUGCUAUCCUUGUUCUUUGUGAAUGGAUUUGUUACAAAUUAUACUUCGAAGGAGUUGAAUGCCAAAUACAAAUUACGAAAUGUUUACCUGAGAGAUUAAGUGCAAAUAUAUAAUAAAUGUUCGUUUUGUUUUUAGUUUAUAAUAAUUAAUUAUUACUUACACUAACUAUACUACGAGUACACAAACAUACGAAUCAAUAUGAUUACUUAGUAUCUGUCGAAGCAACAAUUCUUCACUACACGAGACUUGAUAACUUUGAAUGUUAAAUGUUAUAUUGAUGUUUAUUGGUGUCUAAGUGUCAAUUAAUCUUAAGCUUAUUGUCUAUUGAACGAUUUGUCUAUUGAUGUUAUAUGUAUACAGGAUGUUUUAUGUGGUAAUUUACAAAAUUUUGUGAUUAAAAAGCUACUCAAUCGUUAGAAUUUGGUGGAAAUUUUUACAUGAUUUUGCAUCAAAGUUUACACAGGUGUUGAUACUGCAAAAUACUGGAAGAUUUGGUAAAAUAACAAAGAAAAUGUAAUUUUUAUAUGUGAUUUAUAAAACAUCCUGUAUGUUUAGCAUUAUUUAUUAGAUGUUUAGAGUUUAAAAAAUGUUGAUGUUUUAUGUAAUGUAGUUGUAUAGGUAUAUAUGUAUAAUAUAUAUGUAUUUUUUCUAAAAUAUAUUUUGCAAACCCUAACAAUGUAUAUAAUAUAUUCGUGGAUACUUCGAAUACUAUGAAUGUAAGAAAUAUUUGUGUAAAUGUUUGGGAAACUUCCAUUUUCGCAAGUAAAUAAUAAUAUUGAUAUUGAUGAGGAAAGUCUUUUCAUUUAGAGAAUUUUUGUGACCAUAAAGUUAGAAAUGAUGCAACAUCGGAAUGCGGCCUAAGUAUUGACCACAUUUUGUUGACUUAUUAAUGAACAUUGUUUUGUAAUUAAAAUAUAAACACUUUUAUUUUUAUUCUAUAUACUCAAUAAUAAAUUUAAGGGACAGUCAGACAGACUUACAAUUUAAUUUUACAUCUUAAUUAAAAUUAAAGAUUUGGUGUCAUGGAUAACUUAUUUUUCCUAUUUUUAUCAGAAUUUUAAAUCUUGCAAAACUGACAACAAGCGAAUUAAUCGUACAAGAUGCAAAAAUAGGAAACAACGAAAGCAUCGAAAUUAUAUCCAGAUGAAUACAGACAGUACUUUCCCUUACAUUUGAAAGUAUAAAAAACAUUGUGUAAUCUAUAAAAAUUUAUUAGUACAGGAGAGAAAUUGUUCAAUAAAAGCAUAUUCCGGCCCAAAUCUUCUGAUUAUAUUAUCUCUCUCUCUCUUAUUGAUUAUCUUAUUAGCUCUCUGUAGGUAUAAUAAAUAUAUUUCAUAUCAUUAACGUAAGGAAGUGAUACAAGAAUUCUCGUUUUUUUUUAAAAAGCUUGGGCCGAUUGUAUUGUACAUAACACGAAAUUAAAGCAAAUGUGCUUUCUAGGCCGAGCAAAUAAAAAAAAUAUAUCACAAAAUGAAAUAUAAGUUCUCUCAAAUUUUAUAAAAUAUUAUUAUAAAAAUUAAACUGCAGAUCUUGGAAUGUACCUAAAUAUAUUUCGUUUACAUUAUGUUUAGCUUUAUUAUAGGUGUUAAUAUUAUUUAAUACAUACCUGUAUUGUAAUUAAAUUACAAGUACCUAAUUAUUCUAAAUUAGAAUUAUAAAUAGUAAUUGUUUAUGAAAGUUCGUAAAACAAUUUACAUUUGUGGGUGUACCACUUAUUAACUUGGGACCGACGAAAAUUCAUACAAUGAUAAUAAUUAUAAUGGUUCGUUGAAAAUAUAAUUUAAAUUGAAACCUUCUUUGGCCAUUUUCAUAUUGUGCUGUUUUACUUACUAGUAAUAAACAAUUUUAUAGUAGGUGUAAUUUAAAUUGAUAAGAAAAAUUUUAAUAUCUCGAUGUUAAUAAAAAUAGAAUAAUGUUGAAACACUUGUAACAUCCCUUUUGAUGAUACUAUUUCUAAAGUGUGUCCCGGAGUAUGUAAACCUUCUACUAAAUACAUAAAUUUACAUAAUUUCCUCCGAUUUACAUAAAAUCGGGCCCACCUGCAUGAAUAAUUUUAGCUAUGCGGACGAUAUGGUUCUUCUCAGUCCCUCAAUCAGUGGACUUCGUAAACUAGUUGCAAUCUGCGAACGUUACGCCUUAGAUCAUGGCUUAAAAUAUAACGUCAAGAAAACAGUUACGAUGGUGUUCCGUGCAGGCAGAGGUCCAGAGAGGAUCCCUGGGGUGUUCCUUGAAGGAAAUUUACUUGAAAGGGUUGAGCGGUUCAGAUAUCUCGGACACGUUGUGACUGAGGAUCUCAAUGACAAUGAAGAUAUAGAGAGGGAGCGACGUGCUCUGUCUGUCAGAUGCAACAUGCUCGCACGUCGGUUUGCAAAGUGCAGCGAACAGGUCAAAGUGACAUUGUUUAGAGCAUACUGUCUAUGCUUCUACUCAUGUCAACUUUGGACCAAGUACACCAGACGCGCAAUCAACAACAUCAGGGUACAAUACAAUGAUGCGUAUCGUAUCCUGAUGAAGUUGCCGCGGUACUGCAGCGCGUCGGGCAUGUUCGCGAUGGCCAGAGUACCGGACUUCUUCGCGAUCAUCCGAUCGCGAAUCGCAAAUUUUUGGUACCGUUUGCGAUCCUCAAAAAAUGAGAUUCUCACCACGCUGGCUGAGUGUCUGGACUGCUCAAUCUAUAAACAUUGGCUUUCAGUGCACCAAGAGCCUAAUAGAAAGUAGCAGAACAUACGAAUAUGUACCUAUACUAGUUAGACAAUUAAAUUAGUGUAAUGUCAAUUUUAAUUACUAUUUUUGCUAUUUUUGUAUUGUUAAUAUUAUUGUUUGUUUUACACUGGGUUUUUACCUUUAAAUAAACUAUUAUUAUUAUUAUUAUUAUUAAAAGCCUCCCAAACCAAGUGGCACGUCGAUUCUCUUUUUACGAUCGCAAACGCUUCUAAAACUAAAAAGAUGUAAGGCAAAUGUCAUUCCCAUGAUGGGCCGUUGCUCGUGUUUCAAAAAUAUUUACAUGUAUACCAAAUAUAACCAAGAGUCGAUUUAUGUCAUUUAGAUGUAAUAUAUUAACAAAUAGAUUAGGUGAACUAUUCAAAUGAUUACAUACUUUUGGUGAAUUUAAUUUAUUCUAUAUGCAAUUUUCAAUAUAAAAUUAAUGAAUUAUAUAAUUUCCUAAAUGCGAUUUUUUCUGUUGUAUAUAGAUAUUGAAAUAAUUGAAAAUACACGUUUUAAAGUGAUAUAUGCUUCUACUAAUAUGGACGGUGCAUCCAAACAUAUAAUAUGUACGUAUAGGUCUAAUAUUUAAAACUAGCGGACGCCCGCGACUUCGUCCGCCUUUAGAUCUCUUUAAUCCGGCUCUUACAGUAGUAUCACUGUAAAAAUGUAGUAACUUCUCCCGUUUUCCCAACAUUUUCCUUCACUGCUCUGCUCUUAUUGAUCAUAGCGUGAUGAAAAGUAUACUAUAACCUGCCCAGGAGUAUGAAGAAUAAUUGUACCAAGUUUCGUUAAAAUCUGUCGAGUAGGUUUUAUUUCUAUAACGACAUUUUUAUUUUUAUAUACAGACAGACAGACAAAAAUUUUAUAUAGAUAGUUAUCUUGGAAAUGUGUUUCAUGUACAGAAUUGACCUCCCUACAGAUUUAUUAUAAGUAUAGAUAUACAAUCCGUGUCAUUUUAAUUAAAAACAAAAUAUUUCCUUUUGAUUCUUAAUUGAAUUAUUUUCCUUAUCUAUUCCUUUUACAUUCCAGUAUAUAAAAAGCUUUAUUUGGGUAAUACCUACAACGUAAUGCGCCUAACGAUAGCUAUUUGUUUGCGUAAAUAUCUAAAAAUUAACAUUUCUCUUUUUAAAAGGGAAGUUUGUUUUUACAGAGGCUAAAUUUAAUUCGAGUUUCAUAAGUUUUGUUGGAUGUAUUUUUUGGUUUUUGUGAAAUGAUGUCAUUAAUCAUAUAAAUGAUCAGAUAAACACCAAAAACUCGCCGUUUUUUGAUUAUUUGUCUUGAAGCAUAAAUAAUUACUAUAUUAUUUACUUAUUAUAUUAUGCUUUACUUCACUUAUAUAUACUAUCAUUUAUUUAUUUGCCCUUUUUAAAAAUUUUUGUGUCAUGACUAUAAUAGUUAGGGAUAUGUUGCCGUGACAAUUUUUUUUAAAUGGUGUGUUCGGAAAAGUUGUAGUACGUUAUUUUAUUCUAACAUCAAUAGUUUUUGCAGCGCACGCCAUGUAAACAAUAUUUUAGGUUUUUUUUACAACUUGGGUAACAUUGGAGUUUUAGAAAUAAUCCCUAAUAUUUUUUUAUUAAGUUUAUGUUAACAAUUUUCCUCUUCUUAAUGUCAAAUAUGUCAAUUGUUAUUUUCAAUAGUUUUUGUGAUAUAAGUAAAAAACCAUACCCCUUAACUUUUGCAAUUAUUGCGAGCCCUUCCAUUGUGUCAAAAACUAUCUACAUGCGAUUCCGAAUCGAAUGACACCUCUAGAAACUUUUUUAUAGGAGAAGGAGAAAAAGUUUCGAUAUAAAUAGCUUUUGUGAACUAGACUGAUCUUUACUUUCACACUUUACUAUAGGACCUAUGUACUUUAUUGCAAUACCAUAUGUACUAUACGAGUACAUAUAGGUGCCACCUCGCUGAAAUAAAAAUUUAUUCCGCCCAAUUUUCUUAAUAUUAUAUUUUAGAUAGCACAUAACAUUUUUACAAUCUACUUACUCUACAUUAUAAUUACUUUUUGCUUGCAUUUAUUUAUCCUAACAUUGUUAGGUUUAAUAAUAAUGUAUUAUAAGUUUUAAAUCAAGUAAUAAAUAUUAAUUUCGAAAUAUUCAAAGUAUAAUAAAUAUAUAUUCGAAAAUUAAAGACAGAUAAAGUUGACCAUUAAUUUGUCUUGUUCACAAAAUUAUAAAGUUUCAUGAAUUAUUUGAAUAUUAAGAUUUUAUUUAUUUGAACAGACUAUUCUUCAGACGUCCACACCUAUGUAAAUCUAGCUAAAUAUUAUUAAUAUAAUAAAUAAAUGAACACAUAUACCUACUUACUUGUAUAUUAUCAGUUACACAAUAUUUACUAACAAUCUGUUACUACCAUCAUAAUAAAGUUUAGUUUAAUAUUUAAAGUUUAUAUAUAGUCUAACCUAUUUACCCAAUACUUAUUAUAAAUAUGUAUUAAACACAUGUAGUAUCAUAUAUUUAAUAUAUUUUAUAACGUAAGCAAAAUAUACUACAAUCUUGCAAUUAAUUUAUAUAAAAAUAUCGUAGUAUAAUAUAUAUUAAUUAUUAUGAAAAGGUGCUUCAGAAAUUAGGAAAAAAACUACUUUUAAUCUUGUCUGAAUCUAUAAUAUACAACAUUAAAUUUUCCACUUUUUUAAAGAAAAAGUAAUGGUUAAGGUAAAACGCAGAUGACCUUGACUAAAAUAAAAUAUUUAUAUUUCAUUAUUAUUAUUAUUAAAAUAUAAUUCAUAUACUAUACUAAUAUUAAAUGAAAUAGUAUAUCCUACAAGGGACGUAAUUCAAAUAGGUGAUAUUUCUUUUUAUUUAGUUCGAUUACUUUAAAAUAGAGUUCAAAAAAGAAGGAAGGUUUGUGUUUGGCUGCAUACAUUUUCUUUAACAAAGUAAACAUAUUACAAAAUGUUUAUUUUAAAUUAAAUAUUAUCUGGUAUUGCACAAUCUAAUAUUUAUUAUUUAUGUAUGUAAUGUUUCUAAAAUAUAUAAGAUUACUAAUUUUAUUGUCUAUAAAUUAGUAUGAACUGGAAUAAUAAUAACUUGGCAUAAUAAUACUACGAAUUUUCAGAUGUUUCAUUUUGAAUAACCUUGGCAUCGGUAAAUAUAAGUACUUACUCUGGUUUUGUUACUGUACCUAUUUGAAUCGAAACAUUAUUUCUGUUCAGCUAUCAAUCAUCAGAUAUAUGUAUCUAGGUCAAGUUAUUUGCAUAAAAAAAAAUGUUUGGACAAAGUACAUAUUACAAUGGAUUUCAACUUUUAGUAACUUCAAACGUUAUUUUUAAGAGAUAUUUACAGAUACAUAUUUGUGACCUUUCACAUAUUUUGAUAACUUAUGACUAGUAGGUACACAACAUUGUAUGUAACUUUUGCAUGUACUCGGAUAUGUAUACAAGUAGCUUAUUACCUUUCCUGCUUAGUUUAAAUCUUUAUUUGGCAAAGUUUAAAGAAAAAUUUAAAAGUAUUUCUUUAAAUUUUAGUUUAGGUAAUAAUAAAAUUAAGCUUCCCCUUGGAGGUGAUAAGGCAACAAAAAUGUCUGGCUAUACUACUCGUAUUAUGUUAUUUACAAAUAAAUAUAAGCUUUUCUAUCAUUUACGUAAUGCUUUUUGAUGUAAAAGAUUUAUCAAUAGAUUAAGUUGAAAACUUAGAAAUAGUGUUAUCACCAAGAAGAGAAAUAGAGUCACCAGAAUUUGGAUUGUAUGUAUUUGUCUUUAAAAUAAAGAAUAAUAAAUGU
Molecule: messenger RNA, 8830 nt
Organism: Bicyclus anynana (squinting bush brown)
Lineage: Eukaryota; Metazoa; Arthropoda; Insecta; Lepidoptera; Nymphalidae
Gene: RhoGAP68F
Product: rho GTPase-activating protein 8
Exons: 9
Coding region: 174-1664 (496 amino acids)
Biological process (GO): small GTPase-mediated signal transduction; negative regulation of endocytic recycling
Cellular component (GO): cytoplasm
Molecular function (GO): GTPase activator activity
Source: RefSeq, a predicted model, not a curated record